AUGGCCGAAGCGGAUCUAGCCAAGACUAGAACACGGUUAAGGGUCCUUAUCUUGUACGGGAGUUUACGUAAGCGGUCUUAUUCUAAACUCAUAGCCUUCGAGGCUGCCUGUAUCCUGUACCGCCUAGGCUGCGAUGUGCGGAUUUUUAACCCGUCCUCGCUCCCGAUCCGCGACUCGGUCGAGGCGUUACACCCCUCGGUCUAA
This is a messenger RNA of Amorphotheca resinae ATCC 22711, 204 nucleotides long. RefSeq lists its product as hypothetical. Gene Ontology annotation, molecular function: oxidoreductase activity. The transcript has 2 exons. The record is from RefSeq and is a predicted model, not a curated record. Bases 1 to 204 code for a protein of 67 amino acids. NCBI's taxonomy places the organism in Eukaryota, Fungi, Ascomycota, Leotiomycetes, Helotiales, Amorphothecaceae.